Molecule: messenger RNA, 507 nt
Organism: Brugia pahangi
Lineage: Eukaryota; Metazoa; Nematoda; Chromadorea; Rhabditida; Onchocercidae
Source: the annotation of a GenBank genome assembly
AUGAGACGCUAUCGGACAGCAUUUAGCCGUGAACAGAUCAGCCGAUUAGAAAAGGAGUUCGCACGUGAGAAUUAUGUAUCACGGCCAAAAAGAUGUGAAUUGGCAACACAACUUAAUUUACCUGAAGGCACUAUAAAGGUAUGGUUUCAAAAUCGCCGUAUGAAAGAUAAAAGGCAGAAGAUGGCAUCUCUACACUGGCCAUUCUUCGAUCAUCACAUUACUGCAUAUUUCCUUAAUCCAUUUUGUUAUGAAGCUUGGAGGUCAUCUCUGAUACCUAAAUUGUGUGAUCCGAGUACUACACGCCCACUUCUCGCUACCGGUGGAUCAAUGCUCGGGUCAGUAGCAAUAGGAACAGGAACAAAUGUGGGAAUAGUACCUCGACCAGCAAUACAUGCCAAUCCAGCUGCUAUUAGCGUUGAACCAGUUGAAACAGUUCAAGACCGUAUCCAAGAACCACUCGAAUCCAUUCCUCUACAGUCACCUUCUGAAUCAAAGUCAAUCUUAUGA